Molecule: messenger RNA, 6684 nt
Organism: Cavia porcellus (domestic guinea pig)
Lineage: Eukaryota; Metazoa; Chordata; Mammalia; Rodentia; Caviidae
Gene: P2ry4
Product: pyrimidinergic receptor P2Y4
Biological process (GO): transepithelial chloride transport; G protein-coupled receptor signaling pathway
Cellular component (GO): plasma membrane
Molecular function (GO): G protein-coupled purinergic nucleotide receptor activity; G protein-coupled UTP receptor activity
Source: RefSeq, a predicted model, not a curated record
ACAAGCCUGUAAAGAGGAUAGGGCAAAGAGAACUCAUUUCCAAUGCUGUUCAUCCAUUCUCUGUGGGCUAUCUGAAAAUGCAUAGACUCAUCCCUUAGCUGUCUGUUUCUCUAGUCUUGUCUGUCUGUACCUCUGUGCUUCCCUGGCACUACUUGUUUGCCAUUCUGCCAUAGAUUCCAUCUGAAAUGACCCCCAAAGGUCCAUGUGUCAAUGGGUUGGUUGCCAGGCUAUGGCACUAUUUGGAGGUGGUGGAACAUUGAAGAGGUUGGUUCUGGUUGGAGGAAGUUUGUACUCUCCAAAGAGGUAUGAUUGGGACUCUACUCCCUUUCUGUUGUUUUUUUUUUUUUUUUUUUUUUUUUGUUUGUUUGUUUCCUGGCCACCAUGACAUAAAUAGGCCUCCUCUACCACAUGCUCCCAUCAUCAAAGCAGCUAGGCCACAUGACCAUGUACUGAAACCUGUGAAUCUGUGAGCCAGAAUAAAUCUUUUCUCUUUUUAAAUUGAUUAUCUCAAGUAUUUUGUUACAGUGCUAGAAAGCAGACCAUCAUGUCCUUUUUCUCAGAACCCAGACCUCACCUUUGGGACCUGGCUGCAGUGUCACUGAACAAUGUAGUUUGGCAACCAUCUAGGGAACCAAAAUGAGAUCUACACCUUUAUCUUGACAUCUCGCCAAAUGCUGUGGAACCUUAGAAGGAGGAAGAUGUCUUUCGAGUGCUUUCCUAUGAGGAGGCCAUGGCCAGUUCAGAGUCCUCGCUGUUCACAUCCCUUGGUCCCAGCCCUGAUCUUGGAGAUGUUUAAGUGGAGCUGAAGUGCUGGUUCAAUGAGGAAUUCAAGUUUAUGGUGCUGCCUAUGAGCUAUGCAGUUGUCUUUGUCCUGGACCUGGGCCUCAAUGCUCUCUGGCUCUUCCUCUUGCAACUCUGACCCUGGAAUGCAAUAACCACCUACAUGUUCCACUUGGCAUUGUUAGAUACCUUGUGUGUGCUGUCACUGCCUACCCUCAUCUAAUAUUAUGCAGCUUACAAUCACUGGCCUUUUGGCACUGGAUUCUGCAAGUUCAUCUACUUUCUUUUCUAUUGGAACCUGUACUGCAAUGUCUUCUUCCUCACCUGCUUCAGUGUGCAUCGCUACUUGGGCAUCUGCCACCCACUGAGGGCACUACACUGGGGUCUCCCUCACUUUGUAGCCCUUCUCUCUAUAGGAGUUUGGUUGAUGGUAGCUGGCUUCCCUGUGCCCAACCUGUUCUUUGUCACAACCAACACCAGGAGGACCACCAUUCUGUGCCAUGACACCACUCAGCCUGAUGAGUUCCACCACUACAUGACCUUUAGUUCAGCAGUCAUGGGGUUGCUCUUUGGCUUGCCCUGUUUGAUCACUCUUGUGUGCUAUAGGCUUGUGGUCCAUCGCCUGUAUCAUCCCUUGCCAGGAUCUGUGCAGUUAUCUUGUCUCUGUUCUCUUCACACCAUCACUGUGGUCCUGAUUUUCUUUGCUGUCUGCUUUGUGCCUUUCCAUAUCACCUGCACAAUUUAUUAUCUGGCAAGGCUACUGGAAAUUGACUGUCAGAUUCUGAACAUUGUCAAUGUGGCCUACAAAGUGAAAUGGCUGCUGGCCAAUGCCAAUAGCUACCUGGAUCCAGUGCUCUACCUGCUCACUGGGAACAAGUACCGACACCAGUUCCAGUAUCUCUGCAGUGGUGGCAGACCCCAGCCCUGCACAGCUGCCUCCUCUCUGGUGCUGGUGUCUACCCCUGAAGAUGGCAGGUGCAGGUGCUGAAAGAGGGUACAAUCUCAUGAAACCUGUGUUCCAAGGCUCCACAAGCUACUGGAGGUGUGGCACUAUGGAGCUGGUGAGUAGCCAGGAGGGUGGGACCCUAAGGAGCCUAAAGGCACAGGACUCAAACUGACAACAGACUUUGGAACAGGAAUGAGAAUUGGUCACCUUUCUGAUGUUUGCUGAGAAUAUGUUUGAUAGCUCUCCUAUCCUUAAUGAAAGAGUAGGUGGUUCAGAUUGAGAGAGAGUAACUCCUGAGUCAAUGGCAGGGGUAUAGUAGGUUUAUGCAGAGCAGGUGGAAGUGUCAGGAAUUGUCCAGAACAUACUCUUCCCUUGUGUCUGUCCUUUCUCUAGACUUUACCCAGAUAAAUGAUAAAUCUCCUUCACAAUAGACUUUAGGAUUUGGAGAACAGGGAGGGGCACUGGGUCUAGGAUGAUCCCUUUAGAACUUCUCACCUGUCUCACUUGUCUCUUUGUGCAACACUCCCUUAGCACUUAUGGAUUUAUAGGAUUGGAUGAGAACACAGAAGUCACGAAGCUACCUCCUAAACCUUGGGAAAUGAGAAGUUCUUUGGGAUUUGUGGGAAGGGUAGGCUUAUACUUCCUCUGAAAUUGUCUUCUAUCCAGUUGAUCUUCUGGGUCAGAUCCAAAUCUUGCCUUUCUUUCAUCCAUGCUUGCUGACUUGUCUCCAAACUCUUACUUGUCUAGGGAUACCAAAUUCUUGCUGGGUUCUAAGAAGUCUCUCUGUCUAGAUAGUUGGAUUGGGGCUGCAUUGCAUAAAAAUGACUUUAGUACCCCUUCAACCCUUUUUCUUUCUUUGAAGAGCUCCUUCUUUCUCCCUAGAUAUCUGAGACCCUCCUUAUUUAGGGACCCUGCUAUUAAGAGUGAAUGAACUGGCCUUGUCCACUGCUUACCAUUUUCCAGGCUCAUGGCUGCUGCCUAAGCUCCUCCUCAUCUACAUUCUCUCCCUUUAACCCUUCACCAUUUUUUACCUUCCAGCCAAGCUUGGUAAGCCUGCUCUCUCCAUCACUUCUGCUUAAUGGAGACUAUCUGCCUAAUGGGCUACUGCAGGGCUGCCUUUCCUUGUACUCCAGCUUUAGUUAAACAUCUUGGCUUGCACCUGGGGCCAAUGCUAAAGGUUGGUUUAAUCCACUAAACUUUUACUUCCUGGAACUUCAUCGUACCUUGCUGCAUUUCUAGCAAAUGGUCUAUAGUGACUGUUUCAUGUCUUUUUCUCCUUCUCUGAGCCCCAACUCCACGCUAUCCUUGUGAUUGCUUAGGCAAGUUACCUCAUGUCUUGCAAAAUAGAGAGGAUGUAAUACCUCAGCUUCUCUCCACUUCAUUCACAGUAAUCCUGCUUCUUUAUUUACCUUGUCUUUUUUCCCUGCAGUCCCAGAAAAAGAGUAGGAUAUUCUUUCUUGUUCUUUUAUUAUCUCUCUUCAUUGUUCUUAGUCUCUUCUAUCACUGAUUCCAUAGCAUCUUGAAAACAACAAGCACAAAGCAUUGCCACUGAUAUCUUAACCUUGCUAUUUCUUCAGCCUAUUCAUCUUUAUUCAUUUCAUUAUCCAGUUCCUAGACAGAAUUCCAUAAACCCCAAUUCAUCAACAAAAAAUCACUCCUUAACUCUCUGGACCUGAUUUUCUUCUUACUUUCCUGCCCUUGCCAGAACACAAAUUACCUCUUAAGCAAGAACUCUAAUGAUCUAUUCUCUGUAUUUCUCUUUGAUAUAUUUCAUUUGAUUCUGUUGCAUGGACUCUUUGAAAUUUUUUAAAAGUAAAAAGAGGACUUAAGUAUCUCAUUGGAGCAAUAUUAAAGGCAAUUUUCAGAGGAAAUAUAUACUUUUAAACUCUACAAAAUGAUUUUCAUUUGUUCAUGUUCUAAAUUUUGUCAGUUUGCACACAGAUAUUUGAUGUAUUUUAUUGAAGCAGGCAUAAUAAUAUGUAUCUUUUAAAUUCUGCUUUAAAUGUUUUAUUGUAAAUAGCCUCCCUGCCAGCACAGUCUUUUGUAUUUAUAAUUUCAAUAGUCACAUAAAAUUAUUUCUAUCAGUAGGUUAUUUUUUGACUUUUGUUUUCUGUGUCUUGAAAAUCUUAAUGUAUAUGAAUUUUUUCCUUUGUAAUUCCAAGUUUCGAGGAAUGGGAUUAUCAUACUACAGAGCACGAAUGCUUUUAUGGACCAUGAUUUUUGAAAUGACUGCACAGACUUUCAAUGUCAUGACAGAUGAAUGUUCCAGUUCCCUUGCAAUUUCAACAUCAUACUUUAUAAGAAAUAUUUUUGGAUGGUUAAAAAAAUUUUGUUAAUUCUUUUUUUAGUUUAACUUUUAAAAAUCUUUUAUUAAGUACAUAUUUGCAGAACAUAAUGAUUACAUUUGUUAUGAAGAGUUGGUACAUGUACAUAACACAUCUUAAUUCUUUUUAUGUCUGCCUUCUCUCCUCUUUUUCUUCUCUCCCUCCAUCUCUUGGUAUGCUUUCCAUUUGCUUUGUAAUUUCAUGUCUAUGAUUAUUCAUGGAAUUGAACACACUUUCCCUUAUAUUUGUUAUUUACAUUCUUCUCCAGUUGGCAUUUUAGUGGUAUUCUUAUAACUAAAUGUAGAUUUUUAAAAUAUAUGCAUUAAUCUUUUGCUAUAUUUGAUAUAUUUAUCCUAUUUAUUUUAAUACCUUUAGUUUUCUAUUUUAUCCUCUUGAUUUACAAUCAUUUUCCUGCUGCUUUCCUCUUUCUAUCUCCUGUCUCCUUUGUUGAUAUUUUUUCUUUUUUUAAUUUUUUUUUUUUAUUUUGAAGGUAGUAAAAUACCACAGAACAAAGCCAGUUGAGACAGUGUAGUGAAACUGGUAUAGAACUUCACAGCAGGUUACUGGGAUAACAGUAAUAGGUAUCACAGUAUAUCUCAUUAUCUUCACAAUGGUUGUUCUUUCAAUCAUGUAUAGCAAAAUAAAAUGAAAUACAGAACAUUAUAGAACUUAUCAAAACAGAAUAUUGAAUAGAGCAGUACCACUCAUCAGAAUAAAGCAAAACAGUAGUAAAAAUAUUUGCCUUCAAAGAGAUUGUAGAAGGAAAUCCCCCUUAUUUGCUAUAUUGCAUAUGGUCAACCUCUCAACAUAUGCUCAGAUCUCUGGUUCCCAUUUGCUUAUGGGUGGCAGGGGAAGUGGGAUGUUUGACUCUCAGCCUGUGCACCUGUAGGCUCACUAUUGCUUAGCAAGGAGGCAAGCUGGUUGCUUGGUUUCCCAGUGUCCUAAAUUCCAACAUGGCAUAGAACUCAGGAGAUGCUGGUGGUUUUCCCCCUGGAGGGGCCACAGCCUGCCACAACAUAGCCACUUACCAGGGAGGCCAGCAUUUUUCCUUCCUUCCUAAGUGAACAGACUUCCUGAGCUCUGUCACAGGGGAUUACUUGAUAACUGUCCCUCAUCAGAUUAUGGAUUUUUUUUAGAGAGAACAUAUAUCCAAGUGAAUAUUUUUCAUUGACUCAUGGUUCCUUGAGAAUACCUGAGAGAUCAUGCAGGGCCUGAGCAGUCCUUUACAUUCUAGGUGAAAAAACAGUCUCUGACAGAUGACUUACCUGUGACCUACCAAAUUAAGGCCAGAGGAGAGGCUGGAUCCUAGGUCUCCUGAAUGUCAUGGUUCCUUUCAUUCCACCAUGCCAACUCACUUCUAAGCUUGAUCUUUCUCUUUCUCCCAAGCUCCACUUUUAUGCUGCACUUGCCCCCUUGGACAGUUUCACUUGGAUCUGACAUUGGUAUUUCUAACUCAAGAUAUGAAAAAUGAAACUGUCUGGACCAGUUCUUCUUGCAGUUUGGCUCAUUUCUGCUCAUGACAUUUUCUGUCUUCAACUCACUUAGAACUGAAAACUCCCAGGUAACUUCCACUCUUCUUUCUCCCAGUAUCACCAGAUUCUGACAUUGCUUUUUGUGGCUUUCUGAUUUCAUUUGAGCUUCUUUUAUGGUUCCAGUGUUGCCAUUUCAGUACCAGCUCUGGUUUUUUACCUGACUGAUUCUCAUAGAUUUCUAACUGAUCCUUAUCUCUGAUCUCUUUUUACACAAAUGCAUUCUACAUGAUGCACAUUGCCAGAUCAACUUGCUCCAAUGCUCUUGUCAGAAUUUCAUUCCCUUACUCAAAACUCUUUCAUGGCUCUCUAUUGUCUACAAAUCAAAAUCUUUUAGUCAAAAAAUUUAAGAGGACUUAUUCAAUCUUAUUUACCAUUUUUCCUAAAUAUAAGUCUCUCUUCUCUAAGACUUCCAAAAAUAAUUUAACAAUUUAUUUUUCAAAUGACCAAAUAAUUUGAAUGAAAGAAAAAAAGUCUCUCUAAGCUAGUCUCUUCUUUCUUUCUGCAAAUGGGACUUAAAAUUUUUCAUCUCUGUACUUUAUUCUGUCUCCACCACUAGAAUGCUCUCCCUUUGGUCUCCUGCUAUCCUUUUCUUACCCAGUUUCCAAGACUAGAUUUCAGUCUCACUUCCUCUUUAAGAUCCUAUAUACUGCUGUUUACCAACAAUGACCUUUCUGGUCACUCCAACGGUAACUGUUGCCUAUGUCAGUCACUUGGCACUUUUUAGUACCUUUUAACAUUACUCAUACUAUUAUCUUUAUUUGCUAUUUACUUCUUCACCUGUUGAAUUGCUAAUUAGUUUUUCAUCUUGAAUUCUUGCCCAUAAAUCCCUUGAGUUACUGUAGUAGAAAGGAAAGAACAUAAGACUGAAAAUCAAAAGACCUAAGCAGAACUCUGAUGCUGAAAGUGGAGCUCAAGUGUGUCACUUUGGAUGAGUCACUCAAACUGUCUGACCCACAAUUUCAUCAUCUGUAAAAUGAAGAUCAUAAUCUAAGCCUUAAGUACUUUUUCAGAUUUUAAUGAGGCUCUGCAAGUCUGGAGAGCUAAGUAAAUAUAAAUGAUUGUUAUCCUGUUUGCUUAAUAAAUGGUGUGUGAUAUAUAAUGA